AUGGCAGGGGAGGCUCACGAUGCGUGGCCGCUAUUUUGUUUUUUCUGGGCUGCACACAAAUCCCUCCGCCUGUUGCCUGGCACGGAGAAUCCCAAGUACAGAUCAGAUGUACCGAAGACCUCCCUACCAGUCGAGGGUGCCGCUGUGCUCAAUCGAUGAAGCCACUCGUUGCCCUGCUGUGGGUAGCAGCUUGGGCCGUGAAAUGUGAGUUAGCAAUAGUUAUCGACUGUGUAGACGGCGUGGCCCUGCGUUUUGAACGCCUCCAGCAUCCGACCCGCGUCUCUUGGAGCGCGCCUGGCUUUUGGGGUGUACCGUACGCAACGGGUCAUAGCAGACCAUGCUGUGUGCAUAGUCGAAAGUUUCUUAUGGUUUAGCAAAUGAUGGAGUAUUGACUGAAUGGUGGCAACUUGAAUCAACACAAUCCGUGUACCCUGGUGAGACCGCUGGACGAAAGGCCGCACAUUUUCCAAACCCGCGGAAGUCGACAUCCCACACCCCCGGUCGCCCCGGUGGUCUAGU
Ectocarpus sp. CCAP 1310/34 is the source of this 519-nucleotide messenger RNA. Lineage: Eukaryota; Phaeophyceae; Ectocarpales; Ectocarpaceae. The record is from the annotation of a GenBank genome assembly.